UGAAAGGAAAAGCAGCCAGCUGGCUCAUCAAGUACAAACAAUUAUAUUUUUGUACAUUUUUAAAAGAAAUGUCCAACGAGAACACUUUGGAUUUACACUACGUACACCAAAGCUUCCAACGAAGCCUAAAAGAAGACGACGAUGUUGUCGUGGAAGCGUAUAUUGAUGGAUACAAUGAACUAGUCAAGUUCUUAAAUCUCAUCGGUUCGGUGUUCUCAUUCGUGAGCAGCGACGUCAAAAGCAAAAUAAAGGUGAUGGAUAAACACAAGGAUGGUGAAGACGCUGUGUACUAUGAUUCUUUUAAGAAAAUGAUGAAGUACGAGAAGGAAACAAACUUACACGAGAAAAGCGGGUUCGUCUCUGGCUCUAGAACGAUGCUGAGGCUCCACAGAGGUUUAGACUUUAUAAGACUGUUCCUCAAAAAGCUAGGCGAGUCGGACGACGCGGUCAACACAUGUACGGAAUGCCAGCACGCGUACAACUCAACGCUAGCCGAGUUCCAUCCGUGGUACAUCCGGAAAGCGGCCACGCUGGCGAUGCAUGCGUUGCCCAACCGGCCCGACUUACUUAAGAAGAUCUUCGGCUCCGAAGACAGCCUCACAGCGGCGCUAGCCAUCCUGCCACAGACUCUCGCGUCUUGCGACGAAGUCUACAACCGUGUGGAACAGCUCUACACAGACUUUGACUUCCACGGGCUACCUUAAUGUUGCCAGGUCAAAAUAUUCGAGACAUUGCCAGAUGAAAAAGUGAUAAUUAGGUUACGUUCAGAAUUAUGUUUUUAAAGUUGGUCAAGCAGAUUUUGUCAGUAAAAAAGGCGGCGAAUUUGAAAAAUGUAGGCGCGAAGGGAUAUCGUCUCGUAGAAAACUUAAUCUGCCAAUGCAAUAUGCAGUAUUAUGUUACGUAUUUUUUUCCAGAAUCCUUUUUAUAUACCAUAAAUCAUACGUAGCCUUCUUGCGUCAGCUAGAGUUACAAAUUGGAGAUCUGAUGUUCAGUAGCCUUACCACGACUGCCUUACCAGUGUCAAACUGACAUAUUCGCUAACGUCUACGUAACUUACUUUCUAUACAUGUUGCUCGCACUAAUAUGCGAGUAUUGCGAGUACGAGCGAGAUGCAUAGAAAGUAAGUUACAGCGCGAUUCGGGAAAUGCAUUAGAGAUUCACUAGAUACGAAAUAGCAAAGACUGUGACGUGCCAUGGCGAAAGGUA
Cydia fagiglandana is the source of this 1206-nucleotide messenger RNA. Its product is annotated as ceramide-1-phosphate transfer protein. Gene Ontology annotation, biological process: intermembrane lipid transfer. Gene Ontology annotation, cellular component: cytoplasm. The transcript has 4 exons. Gene Ontology annotation, molecular function: lipid transfer activity. Lineage: Eukaryota; Metazoa; Arthropoda; Insecta; Lepidoptera; Tortricidae. Bases 69 to 704 code for a protein of 211 amino acids. The record is from RefSeq and is a predicted model, not a curated record.